Molecule: messenger RNA, 1465 nt
Organism: Diorhabda sublineata
Lineage: Eukaryota; Metazoa; Arthropoda; Insecta; Coleoptera; Chrysomelidae
Gene: RpII18
Product: DNA-directed RNA polymerases I, II, and III subunit RPABC2
Exons: 2
Coding region: 66-461 (131 amino acids)
Biological process (GO): DNA-templated transcription
Cellular component (GO): RNA polymerase II, core complex; nucleus; RNA polymerase III complex
Molecular function (GO): DNA binding; DNA-directed RNA polymerase activity
Source: RefSeq, a predicted model, not a curated record
UUUAACCAAACUACUUUAUUAUUAAAUCAAAUUUCGUAAAAAAUACUUUUGAACCUCGUGAAGUAAUGGCGGACGAAGAAUUUGAUGAAAAUGACGUAGCUGAUGAUUAUGAUGAAGACGUAGAUGAUGAUAAUAUUGAAGAACUUGAACAACCCGAAGAAGAUGGAGAUAACAUAGAUAUUCUAGCACCAGGCCAAGCUGGUGGUGGUGUACCAAAAAAUAAACGGAUAACAACCAAAUACAUGACGAAAUAUGAACGAGCCAGAGUGUUAGGGACAAGGGCUCUGCAAAUUGCUAUGUGCGCCCCCGUUAUGGUAGAAUUAGAUGGGGAAACGGAUCCCUUACAAAUUGCCAUGAAGGAAUUGAAACAGAGAAAAAUUCCCAUUAUUAUAAGAAGGUAUCUACCUGACCAUUCCUACGAAGACUGGGGCAUAGACGAACUUAUUAUAAUAGAUCAUUAAUUUUAAUUGAUAUUGUUUAAUCUAAUUUUUUAAUUAUAGUAAUUAAAGUUUGUAUAGUAAAUAUGUGUUUGAACUUUAAUUAAUUUUGCAAAUUGUAAUUUUUCUAGGAUAAUUAGCGAAAUUACAGAUUUAGUUGAAUGGGUGUAAGAUAUAUUCUAGAAGAUAACAUUUUGGAAAGGAAACUAAUUCGUACAGUUCAUCAUUUCUAGUCUGUUUUUAUCAGUUUGGAAAACUUUUAAGUAAAAAUUCAUGUCAAUACGAUUUUAAAAGAUUUUCAAGAUAAAAUUUUGCAGUUUUCCAUGGAAUUUGGUAUGUAAACAUUACUUUCUGUGUCAGUUCUUCCAGAAUGUUUUAUAAUGUAAUCUAGGCACUUUUUUGGCAUUAGUAUUCAAAAAUAUUACUACUAGCUCCUUUGUACAAAUUAAAAUCAAACCUGAAUAUAACAAAUCUCAAGGGACCGAUAAAAAAGGUUCAGUUGGUGAAAUUUCGCUAUAUCGAAGUUCAAAGGCAACGUUGGUCUAUGUUUAACCUGAUCAUAACUAUAUUAUAUUAUGUAUAGAAAAUAAAACUCCCAUUCUAUUAACCAAAACACGAUGACUGGACACGACAGUUCAAUAAACUAGCAGUUAAAUUUACUAUACUGAGGUUCUGAAUAAGAAAAUCCUUAUAUCAAUGUGAUUUUAUUUACCAGGAUCGACAAAAUUCCUUAUAUAGAGGGGUUCUGACGAAAAAAAUUCCUUGUAUAAAGGUAAUAUUAGAAGUAAUUUGGUUUUCCAAGAAAUUUACAUUGUAUCUUAUGGAGAGCUCUAGGAGACAUCGAGAUUCGACUAUAAUUGUAUUAUUUGAAUCAAUGUUUUGUUAAAUAUUUCAAUCGAUCCAUAAAUUUGGACAAGACUUCUACUCUUCACAUUAUUAAUUCACUAUUUUGAAGAAGAAGUGUAAAUAAUAAUCCACCUUUAAGAGGAAUAUGCGAAAUAGGUUCAAAUAUAAAUAAAACUUCAAUA